UUUACUGUAUUCUAGAUCAAAUAAAUGCAGCGUUGAUGAGCAUAAGAGACUUCUUUCUAAAACAUUUUAAAUAAAUCCUCCUGGACAUGUCUGAAUAGUACAUAACUUGCUCAUAUUCCUUUUUUGAGCCUCAUGAAAGAAAAAAAUACAGUGUACACAGCACAGUAUGUCUUCAGAGUCAUUAUGAAGUGCUCUUGUGCAUUAGUGCUGAUCAAGAAGGGCUUUCCCUCUCUUUUAGGUACUUCUUAACACCAGCAGUUGUCAUGGGAACAUCUCUGAGAUUUGCCUGAGAUCCCCAGAGCCCAAAAAAGCAUUUCCUCCAUUUGCAGAUGAUGUAAAAACACAAACUAGCACUAUGUACAGUACACCCACACUCAUAGCUGCCACAGGAAGACCCUCCAUCAUGAUUCCCAGAAGCAGCAGAUGAUGGAGAUGUGAUGGUGAUGGUGACAGCAGCCGUCCCCUUCUGUCUAAAUCAGUGUGUGCUCCGAUGAUUGCUCUUUGGGCUGUGCUUAGCUCCAGGGGAUGUGACUGUCCAGUGUGUGCAUGUAUGUGAAGGUCUUACAGAGCAGGGCUCCUCUGACCAUCAGUCUCUCAGCUGCUCGUCACGAAUAAACCAGUAAUGACAGAGACGCACACUUUUGGGGAGAGGAAGGAGACCUGUAACCAGUCGAGUCCCAGCAAGAAACCUACACCGGGACCACUUAAGGGGUUCUUGGAAGCUCUGGGAAAACUGCAACAGAAAUUCUAUCCCAAAGGUCAGCGCCUGGACUGUCCCAUCCGCACCUAUUUGGUUACAGCUUGCAGUGCAGCCAGUUCAGGCACCCGGGCCCUCAAGACAUUACGUUCCUGGGGUCUAGAGACAGAUGAAGCCCUCUUCCUAGCAGGAGCCCCUAAAGGCCCCAUGCUGGAAAAGAUCAGACCUCACAUCGUCUUUGGUGAUCAAAUGUUCCACGUGGAGGGAGCAGCAGAACUUGGGACGGUGGCGGCUCAUGUUCUCUAUGGAGUUGCCCAGAAGUUUCAAUCAAAGACAGUGAGGGAUGUAAAAAAAGACACGUCAGUCAAGCAGCUAGAGUGAAUACUGCUCUGUCUAUCCGGGGUGCGACGAGUGAUCCAUUUAAAUAAGGUUUUUAAAGGGAUAGUUCACCCCAAAAUGAAAAAACCUCAAGUUGUUCCAAACCUGUAUGAGCUUCUUUUUUUCUGUUGAACAUAAAAGAAAAUAUUUUGAAGUAUGUUGGUGAUCAAACAGUUGAAGGUAGCCAUUGACUUCCAUAGAAUGGAAAUACUAUGAAGGUCGAUGGCUACCAACCAAUUUUGUCACAUUGCAAAAAAGAUAAACAAACUAAGAAUAAAAUAAAUAAAGUUUGUCAGUGGCAGGCCCUCUGCACUGAACAUCAUAGCUUUGAAAUUGUUUACUAAGUUAUAUCAAGCCAUAAAUAAACAGAGAAAGAAAACUGUUAAAUAUUCAAUAGGUGGUAUACUGCUCAACCCCAAAAUGAAAAUGUUGUCA
Messenger RNA from Cyprinus carpio (common carp), 1510 nucleotides. Its product is annotated as cytosolic 5'-nucleotidase 1A-like. Gene Ontology annotation, molecular function: magnesium ion binding; 5'-nucleotidase activity; nucleotide binding. Gene Ontology annotation, cellular component: cytoplasm; cytosol. Gene Ontology annotation, biological process: nucleotide metabolic process; adenosine metabolic process. The record is from RefSeq and is a predicted model, not a curated record. Lineage: Eukaryota; Metazoa; Chordata; Actinopteri; Cypriniformes; Cyprinidae.